AGGUUUGAUCUUUGUUGUGAAAUCGAGAGAUAAGCUUUGGUAAACCAUGGGUGGUCGUUACGAUCGGAACACAUUCGACGAACAAGACGAAGUCAAUCCUUUUGCUAAUCCUGGGAGUGUUCCUGCUGCUUCGAAUUCCAGACUAUCGCCUUUGCCUCCCGAACCUGCUGGUUUUGGUUAUGGUCGUACUGUUGACAUUCCUCUUGACAGACCAGGGUCUGGUGCACAGAAUAAUUCUUGUUUGAAUGUUACAUUGUUGGGAAUACAGGAUUUGAAAAAGAAAGAGAAGGAGCUCCAAGCCAAAGAAGCUGACCUAAGACGACGAGAGCAAGAUCUUAAACGAAAACAGGAUGCUGCUGCCCGAGCCGGAAUUGUUAUCGAGGCAAAAAACUGGCCUACCUUCUUCCCCCUUAUCCACCAUGACAUUGCAAAUGAAAUUCUGGUUCGUCUCCAAAGGCUACAGUAUAUUGCAUUUGCAACAUAUUUGGGGUUGGUUCUCGCACUUUUCUGGAAUAUCAUCGCCGUUACUACCGCUUGGAUCAAAGGAGAAGGAGUAACAAUUUGGCUUCUCGCCGUUAUUUACUUCAUAUCGGGUGUUCCAGGAGGCUAUGUGUUAUGGUAUCGGCCUCUCUACCGUGCCUUCAGAAGUGAUAGUGCAUUCAACUUUGGAUGGUUUUUCUUGUUCUACAUGCUCCACAUACUUUUCUGCCUCUUUGCUGCAGUUGCUCCUCCUAUUGUCUUCAAAGGAAAAUCACUUGCGGGCAUAUUACCUGCAAUAGAUGUGUUGAGCGCUCAGGCAUUGGUCGGGAUCUUCUACUUCAUUGGGUUUGGGUUAUUCUGUCUUGAAUCAGUGCAAGUAUACAUGUACUUCAGAGGAAGCGGAAAAGCGGAUGAUAUGAGACGGGAUGCUGCAAGAGGAGCCAUGAGAGCUGCCAUAUGAGGCAAAUGUAAAUCAAUGAGUCUAGUCAUCUCUUCUUAAGCCAUUGCUUGUGAUGUGUAAUGUUUUACACUAUUUUUCAGUUGUUAUUUAGCUUCACUGAUCGAUUUUUUUUCUUGAACUUUUAUUUUUAUUUUCGUCAGCUGUUAUUAAAAGUAGUAAAAGUAAAGCUCAUGUAUAAAAAAUUGAAUUCAAUUUAGUUAAAAACUUGCAAACUAUUUAUCGUUUGUUGUGUUACUUGUUAUAUCUCCAA
Arabidopsis thaliana (thale cress) is the source of this 1190-nucleotide messenger RNA. It is a transcript of the gene SCAMP2, whose product is annotated as Secretory carrier membrane protein (SCAMP) family protein. The transcript is spliced from 12 exons. Gene Ontology annotation, biological process: protein transport. Lineage: Eukaryota; Viridiplantae; Streptophyta; Magnoliopsida; Brassicales; Brassicaceae. The record is from RefSeq and is marked reviewed. Gene Ontology annotation, cellular component: plasma membrane; membrane; transport vesicle membrane. Bases 47 to 940 code for a protein of 297 amino acids.